Condylura cristata (star-nosed mole) is the source of this 2632-nucleotide messenger RNA. It is a transcript of the gene TAF9B, whose product is annotated as TAF9B RNA polymerase II, TATA box binding protein (TBP)-associated factor, 31kDa. The transcript is spliced from 7 exons. The record is from RefSeq and is a predicted model, not a curated record. NCBI's taxonomy places the organism in Eukaryota, Metazoa, Chordata, Mammalia, Eulipotyphla, Talpidae. Bases 38 to 793 code for a protein of 251 amino acids. Gene Ontology annotation, biological process: DNA-templated transcription initiation. Gene Ontology annotation, cellular component: transcription factor TFIID complex. Gene Ontology annotation, molecular function: protein heterodimerization activity; RNA polymerase II general transcription initiation factor activity.
CUGCCCUCUCUCCCCGGAUGAAGAGUCGCGGGAUAACAUGGAGUCGGGCAAGAUGGCGCCUCCCAAGAACGCUCCGAGAGACGCGUUGGUGAUGGCACAGAUCCUGAAGGAUAUGGGGAUUACAGAGUACGAACCAAGGGUUAUAAAUCAAAUGUUGGAAUUUGCUUUCCGAUAUGUGACUACAAUUCUGGAUGAUGCAAAAAUUUAUUCAAGCCAUGCCAAGAAACCUAAUGUUGAUGCAGAUGAUGUGAGACUGGCCAUCCAAUGUCGUGCUGACCAAUCUUUCACCUCUCCUCCUCCUAGAGAUUUUUUGCUGGAUAUUGCAAGACAAAAAAAUCAAACCCCUUUGCCACUGAUUAAGCCAUAUGCAGGACCCAGACUGCCACCUGACAGAUACUGCUUAACAGCUCCAAACUAUAGGCUGAAAUCCUUAAUUAAAAAGGGACCUAACCAAGGAAGACUAGUUCCAAGGUUAAGUGUUGGUGCUGUUAGUAGCAGACCUACUACUCCCACUAUAGCAACCCCACAAACAGCAUCUGUCCCAAAUAAAGCUGCAACUCCAGUGUCAGUGACAAGCCAAAGAUUUACAGUACAGAUUCCACCUUCUCAGUCCACACCUGUCAAGUCAGUUCCUACAACAACUGCAGUUCAAAAUGUUCUGAUUAAUCCUUCCAUGAUUGGGCCCAAAAAUAUUCUUAUUACCACCAACAUGGUUUCAUCACAGAACACGAGCAAUGAAUUAAACCCAUUGAAGAGAAAACACGAAGACGAUGAUGACAAUGAUACUAUGUAAGGAAUAUAGUCUAGUAUUGAUGCAUUUCAAAUGUGUAGUUGGUUUUGAGCCUUGUAUACUGAAUAAGAACAUCCUAGAUCUUGUUUCAUUUUAGAAAAGGUAAAUGUAGCUGCAGUAUUUUUCUUCAUGGUUAAAACUCUUAGAUUUCUUAAUUAAGAGUACCAAUGUUUUUUCAUUAGGCUUCAAGUAUAAAAAAUACUUCUCUCGUAAUAGUUUGACUAAAUGUUGAAUGCUACUGUGGCAAUUCUAUUUUUGGAAACAGUUUUCUGCUAUGUAUCACUAACAGCAAGCACUUAAGUUUCAGAUUCUACAGACUCACAAGUGGACUAAUCUUUCACAGUGUUUCUUAAACUAUAUUUAUUUUUUUAAGUGAAAUAGUCACUUUUAUUGUCACCAACAUUUUGGACCAAGUCUCUCAAAUUUAGGAAACAGUUUUGGAGAAGAUAGACUUACAGGGAUUCUAAAUCCAUUGUGGAUAUAUUUAAGUUUCUUGGUAUUCCCUUAAUUUCCCUCCUACCUAAUCCUAAUCCACUAUCAAGGUCCUAUGCGUUUUCUGCAUUUCCGCAGACUAAAGUUUCUCCACUUAAGUUUAAAAGGCCAAAAUUAGAAUUUUUUUAAAAAAGUGUCAUGUUCUUAUUUUUGAAACCUGCUUUAAAAAUGCUUGUUUUGAUUCACUUUAACGUGCAUUUGCUUUGUUUUUCUUUCUGUAUCAGAGCAGUUGGCCUUGCCUCUUUCGCCCAUUGAGCUUUACUCUAAUAGGUAGUUUGGGGGUCAGUUACCUUGUUUGUUUUAUAUCCCAGGUUUGUGACUCCCCUUAUUUCACAUUUCUGAAUUUACAUAGAAAAUGCCAUAAGCUUAAAGUCUGCCUUGAUAAGUAUGUUUACACUGGACCUAGGCAAAACCACUGAAGAGAAAGUCUUUUUUCCAUUUUUACCACGUGCACAUAUGCUCUGACCACUACUGCUUGCACCCUCCUAUGGAUAUAAAUCAGGUCGUCUGAGGAUGUCACACAUUGAGCUGGGAUCAACCCUGAAAGUGUUCCUAAUGGUUUUCCUUUCUCUGGGCUGCCAGUAAGGAAAACAAAUUAGUGUUACGUGACUAGCAUUUAAGUACCCUCGUACAUUCUGCCUAAGUUUCCCAGUAAUAUUGGAAUAUUGCUAAAACCCUUCCCCUAUUUUCCAUCUAUGUACAUCUAAACAUUUUAUUGGCAAAGAUUGCAAAGUUUUUAAAAUACAAGCAGAUUUGUGAUGUUUUUAAGUAAGGGACAUUCAACAUAGGAAUACUUCUGCAGAAUUUUCUAAAAUAUAUUUUCAUACCAUAACUUUGAACUUACAGACAAGGAUCCUCAAAGAUUCAAGUUUCAUCAUAGGAUGGUGCUUAAAUACAUCAGAGGUAUAUAUAUACCAAUAACAGGAAAGAAAUGUCUCAUUGCACUUUCACUGUGUUGGAUUAUUAGAAAAAAAAGAUGAUAUCGAACUUUUAAAUAGAUCUGAUGAUCAUUGGAGGUUAAGUGUUCAUUAUACAGCACAGGAUAUCAUUACUUGAAUGUUCUCAGGGAAGCAGCUUGUAGGUUGUAGUUCUAGCUCCAUCUACCAACUGUGUGACCUUACUUCACCUCUGAGCCUUGUACUCACUAAUAAUAGAAAAAUAAUACCAACUCUGCCUACUUCACAUGGUUGUUGUGAGGGUAUAAUUGGUAUAUGUGAAAUCUUUCAAAAUUGUAAAAUGCUAUAGAUCUCUAAGGAAUUAUUAAUGUAUUUGUUUCAUGGUUAUUAAUAAAAAUUUCAACUCAUCCUUUACCUUUCAUUAUUGAUUUAGAGAUUCAAGGUAGAUGAAAAA